AUGCAGGAAAUUGAGGUUCCUUCCACACUGUUAACUUCAACCUGGAUGAAGGGGAGACAAGAAAAUAAAUCAAAUAAUGCGUGUCAAGUGUUAAGGGGGAAUUCUUUCUUGGUGCCUGGGGCAACUCUGGCAACUAUACUUAUGCUUGGUGCUCUCCAUGCACGCCAUAUAUAUGAAGAUAAGAAGAUUGAAGAGGCAAGGGAAAAAGGAGUUGAAUUGGAGUUCCACCCUGAUGUUAAAGCCAGCUUCUUGGGAUUGAUGCCACUGCGGUCCAUUUCAAGAUUGUGGGGUUCCUUGACAAGUGUGGUUCUAGCAGCCGAGUCCAGGUGCAUUGAGGAUGCCAUAAGAUGUGGAGGUCUUGCACCAACAAAGUCUUCUUGUAUAAAGAAUAUAUUGAAAUGCUUGAUAGAGAAAAAAGGAAAAUUGUGCUUGGAGUAUCUAAGAGAUUUGUCUAUUUAG
Molecule: messenger RNA, 459 nt
Organism: Fraxinus pennsylvanica
Lineage: Eukaryota; Viridiplantae; Streptophyta; Magnoliopsida; Lamiales; Oleaceae
Source: the annotation of a GenBank genome assembly